AUGAAGAUGGUGAGCCAUGAGAGAUUGUCGGCCGCCAUUUCCCUCUUCGUCAUGAUCGCCGCAGGCCUCGACGAGGGAUCGGAACAAGACGGAAGGUGGUGGCAGAAGCUGCUCAAUGAUCUUCUCUCAAACGGCCAGGUCCGCGCCAAGCUGCUCCUAAUCCUCGAAGCUGUUCUCGUCGGAUCGGUAUUCCUACUCGUGCUCACCGCGGCCGCAUCUUGUCUUCUGUGUGUUGCAUUGAGAGUUCGAAAAGGGAUUCUCGGGGAAGAAGAGGUGCAAAAGCGAUCGUCCUCCGUCCGCCACAUUGAUUUU
Messenger RNA from Mesorhabditis spiculigera, 312 nucleotides. The record is from the annotation of a GenBank genome assembly. Lineage: Eukaryota; Metazoa; Nematoda; Chromadorea; Rhabditida; Rhabditidae.